Molecule: messenger RNA, 1227 nt
Organism: Rubroshorea leprosula
Lineage: Eukaryota; Viridiplantae; Streptophyta; Magnoliopsida; Malvales; Dipterocarpaceae
Source: the annotation of a GenBank genome assembly
AGGGGUCCUUACCCUCAAUGUUGCAUUUGGAAGUGGCCAACCUUAUGUUACUCUCUCAGUUCGGUUUCUGCUUGUCAAAAUGGCUUCAUCUUUCAAUGUUGUUAUUGGCCAACCUACAUUAACGGAGAUCCAAGUAAUGGUCUUUCAAUCUCAUCUCUGCAUGAAGUUCCCUACCCCCAUGGGGAUAGCAACACUAAAAGGCAAUCAGGGAAUAGCUAGGCAUUGUUAUAUUACCUUGGUUAGAAGGCCUCUAAAACAAGAAGAUCAGACGUCGAAGAAUGCCCCACAAGAAGCUUGUCCUAAAGACUACUACCCGAUGCCAAAUAUUGACAAACUAGUUAAGGCAACUUUUGGAAAUGAGAGGUUGAGUCUCUUGGAUGCAUAUUCUGGUUAUCACCAAGUCCCGAUGGCUCCCGGGGAUAAGGAGAAGUCCUCAUUUUAUGUAGGAGAUGAAAUAUAUUGCUACGUCAUGAUGCCCUUUAGCUUAAAGAAUGAGAGUGCCACUUAUCAGAAAAUGGUAACCAUCAUGUUCCAAGCUCAGAUUGGCAAAAACUUGGAAGUUUAUGUUGAUGACUUCAUGGUGAAGAGUCAGAAAGCUAAGGACUAUUUAGCUGAACUGGAUGAGACAUUUAUUCAGGGACUUAAAAGAGGAAAAAUUCUGGAUAAGGAUCGGCUGGCAUUUUUUUCUUCUUUCUUCUUCCUCACCCGCGCAUCUGCUCUUCUUUUCUUCCCCCUGCAGCCGAACAAGAACCAUGCUGCCGGCAGCCCUCCCUUGAAGGAAAAUGGGUAAAAGCUUGGUAUUUUUCCCUUCUUUUCUUGUUCUAGAACAGAUUUAGAACCCAGAAAUUUCCCCCACCCCUCUUCAGAAUCCCAGAUCUGCUCUGCUUUGUCUUCACCGUCUGCUGCUCUUGGUGUGGGUGGCGAAAUUUCCAGUUUUUUUUGUAGAGUUCUUGAUUUUUCUCCCCAAUUCCCGCCGGCUCCUCCCCAAACUGCAGCUCCGGUUUUGCUUGCUGGAUUUUUGGAAGCGAAACCGAGGACGGGGAAACCACAGGAAGUGACGAGUUAGAAGGCUAACCAUUUUGAGAUUGACAUAGAUUUUAGAAAUAAAUCAUGCUUUGUAAGAUAGAUUUUACCUUGAAUUUAUGAGAUCAAAACAGAUUUCGAUCAUUAGAUCAAUUACUUGGAUUUAAGUCAUUUUGGUUAUAGAAAUAAAUUGAGGGGUUUGAU